UCGAAUUGGGUGUCUUCUGCUCGUCUUUCAACCUUGGAAAAGGCACGCGAAUUCUCUUUAUCAGAUGUCAGGAAACCAGAUGUUUUUUGUUUUUCGUGAAUGGUACAGGUGUUGAACUUCUUAACGAAUUGUAAUGGCUGAAGAUCUGAAGCGGCGCUUGCAUUUCGGCGAUCCUGGUCUGCGCUUGGGAGCUGCAGCCAAACUCUUCAGUCAAGUUGUGAAAGAGAAAGAGAAAAUUGUAGGGAAUAGUGGUCCCAUCAACAGUCAGACACCCCAGAUAACAGAGCUCAAGAUCCUGUGGGACCAGUGCACAGUCGAGUCCAACUCAGUGUCAGUCGCCUGCAGUGAGACCCUUGUCUCACUCGUCCGUGAUGGCCAUGCCGACUUUUCCUUUGUCAUGAAGGGCCUCCUCAAUGUCAUCCCAUCAGCUGUUAACUGCCUGGGAGCUGUCAGAGCACUCAGGCAACUGCUGCUUCUGGACAUGCAGGCCUGCAUCGCAAGCGAGGGGACUUAUCGCUGUCGGUUUGGGCUGAGGAAUCCUCCCCAUCCUUUCAUCUCGGCACUGACCAGCCGACCGGACUCUUGGCCUUUCAUCUUGCAGGAGGUAUCCAAACUUCUCAGCAUGACAGACGCGAGGUACUCUUGUUAUACUAUGGAUAUGCUGGCUCCAUUCCUGUCAUAUGUUUUAUUGAAUCCAACCAUACCACAUCAGCUGACCACCUUUAAGGUGUUACUGGCAGAAACGCUGCUCCAAGUUGCUUCAUCCACAAGUCCUGUUGCUGUUGAUGCUUGCACUUUUUUCCUGGAUUGCCUGCAUCAAAUUAAGAUCGACAGCUUACAUGAACUCAGCGAAGUCAAUUCCUAUCUCGUCAAAUUGGCGAGCAUUGCUCAGACUCACAAGGCGAACAACACAACUUUGCUGAAGUCACUGUCUGCGGUGGCUUUCUCCUUAUGCAAAGAGUGUGUGACACUCGGCCAUGACCUGACCCCUUGCCUGAAAGUCAUAGAUUCGGUGAUAGAGUCACACAGUGCCGAUCUGGUGGACGAGUCUGUGGUUUGUUUCCUGAGCUGGCUUACCCUGAAGGCGCUGCCUGACCAGCUCAGGGGACUACUGUGUGUGGCUCAGAAAGUUGUGACCGCUUGUGAACAUGAGGCGCAGGGCUGUGCAUCGAGCCUCAAGAUGUUGAUCCUUCCGCUGCUGUGGAUUGUAUCCACACCCAUUCAUGAGGAAAUCGCCAUGGAGAAGCAGGAAAGAUUGGCCAAUCAGAGACAAGCAUCGCAACUCCUAUCAAAUGUCAGCAGAAUCAUCCAACAGGCAAAGAGACCACAAGUUGGACAAAAGGCAAAGACGUUUUCCAGGCCAAGCCUGCAUGCGGGGUACCAGCUGAUGCAGAGCUGCGGUCAUCUCUCCCACACCCUCCUGAGUGACCCCACCGCUGCCCGUGACUGGCUGUCCAACCUGCAGUCAAAUUUGCCCUCUGUGGACAGCGUACCUGCUCUCGUUGUGCUGACAGUGUCGUCUCUAUUUUGGGAGCCAGAAGUUGAAGUGGCUCGAGCAUCACUGAAUGUAUUGAUUAACAUUGCCACGCAAGAUUGCUCCUGGGCUCCUAGCCUGGUGCCCUUGCUACUCUACAGACUCAGUCAGGAGCAUGAUCCUGUCAUGACCUUUGACCUGCUGUGCACCAUUCCCAAGACAGCGACCCAUAAAGUCUGCAUGACAGCAGUGAUCAGAGCGCUGCAGUCCCUGGCGGUAGGGGACACGACACUGACUCCGCUGGUGGUCAGACUGACUACGCAACUGUGGAAAUUGCAGGACAGGAGCUUUCCCCACCUUCAGAAACUGCUCUCCCAGUCAUCAUUCCUCCAAGGCAGGGAGGACCUCACCUACGAGCUGCUUCUAGCCAAGGCUGCUAGCAUCAGAGAUGUUUGUGAAUUGAGGCCUCAUCGUGGAGCAGACCUCCUGCCGAUGCUGUCCAAACUCUUGAAUGACUGUACCAGUGAUGGAGACGCUAGCAUAGCAGCAUUGGCCCUGGAUGCCUUGUACAUCUUAUGCCAGGCUGAGGUAGUGGACCUACGCACCAUGUGGGCUGUACUGUCACCCAAACUCACCAAAGAUGAAAGGCCCCUCGUAAUGCAAAACCUAUGCAAGCUUCUUGGAUCAGCGCCAGCAUUACUUGCAGACACACAGGACUGUGAGGACUUCUGCGAUGAAGUCGUGGAGCUCUUAUGGCAGUACAGUAACCAUGGCAACCCGGCCGUAUCUGCUGCUGCAUUCACCGCCUUGGCCAUUUUCCAGGAAGACGACUUCACGCUGGAUGACCUACCACCAGAGAUUGCCGAAGAGGAGAAAACAAAGAUUGAAGCCAUGAAGGCAAAACAGAAGGAGACAGAUUGCAAGGCGGGCAAGAUGAGAACAAAGGAAGAGGAAGAUGAGGAAGAAGGCGAAGCAAUCCCUCCAUCUUGCUAUAUCAAGCUUCUAAUGAGUAUUCAUGAGGAGGUCCUCCCAGCCUACCAAUUGUUCCUGUCUUCUCUGCUGGUGGAAGAGGUGAAGAACCUGCCCAGAGGGGUUCACAAGUCUGCCAUCCAGAGGCAACAAACUGUAAACAGGGGAAAGACGUUGGACAACGUACCAUCCCUGCUCCUGAAUCGCUUUGAAAGGAUCAAGCAGCCGGGACUCAAACCAGGAUUGGCAGUUGGCCUGUUGUGCUCUUUUGAGCCAAAGAAAGAGACAAGUCAGCAAGCUGACAAACCAGGGCGACGCCACGUUAUCAAUAAGGGCAGAGCCUACCAACACAUGAUCAACACUCUCAUGAACGAGCUGUGUGUUGACUCCACUGAUUGGUUUGAGCUGAUGCAGUUACCUCAUGCGUGGAUGUCGCUGAUGCAGAAUGCUCUGCAGGCUCUCAUUCAGAGCCGUUGUGCCGAGCUUGAACUUCAGAGGAGUCAUGGUCACCUGGACGAGAGCCAAGCAGACUUCCAAGUCAAGAUGGACACGGCCUGGCUGUGGGUACGGGACAAACUGACUGACCAGAUCAAGACAGCAGCCAAAAGCAACCCCUCAGCUCAGAGUAACUCCGUUCUGGCCUUGGCCGGUUUGGCCGUGGUCUCUACUCGUCACUUCCUGGCCUUGGAUAACGAUGGCGACGAUGAGGCGAGAUUAGCCCACCAGUCUUCAAUGCAACACACCGGUCAGAAUCACUGGCUGGGCGUGGUCAUUGAUACACUGCUGUGCCUCCUAGGUGUCAAGCUGCGGGCGGGUGUGAAGAUAUUCACCUGGUACCAACAGCACUCUGGUGAUUUGGGGGCCAGUUUGCCCUCUACCGUCCAGGGCAAUUCGGCCCUAGCCCUGUCCCUUCUGGCACCCUUCCUGCUGACCACGGACACCCAGCAACUGCACCGCAUCAUGGAUGUGCUGAUAGAUGGGUUGCCGGGGCAACCAAGAGCUCACCAGUCGCAGGCUAGACUGAUGCACCAUGGGCUUGCUUUGGGAAUGUUGACUGCAAGACUAUACGAGGAUCAUUACCUGGACUACACUGGAAGUGAGGGGGAGGUUAAAAUGAUUCGAUUAGUUGAUGCUCUGGAGUCAACGAGUCUAAACGCCGAGGACCAGACUACUUCCUGUGGACAGUUACUAGGGCUGGCCAUGGUUCUCUCUGCCAUGUCAACAGAGGGAGCCGUGCACACCAAGGCCCACGUGGCAAACAUGCAUCACAAGCUCUUAGCCAGGCUGGACGUGGAAGACAAGGAUACGUUGUUUGCUGAGGCUCUCUGCAUGUGCAUAGGAUGUGUGACGGCAGCUGGUUUCCAGUGUAACAUCAUCAGUCCUGGCGAAGCAUUUGAUGUCGCUGUUAAAUUGCAGACGCUGUGCCAACAGCAGGACCAGAAUGCUGGUAUUGCAGUCAGUACAGGAGUCAUGUUCCACUCUCUGGUCGGCAGCAGUCAUCCCUCAAUAUCACACCUGCUAGCCAACCUGUUCUCAACGUGGUCCACGUCUGUCACCAGUCAGGCAACUUCAGUGCAGCAGAAGAGAGCGGCUAUUUAUGGUCUGACAGGGCUUGUGACUGGCACAGGACUGGUGAUGCAAAGUGGCUCCCAGACUCAAAUGACAAGUGAUAUGCAUAACAAGAGGACAGCUGUUGCUAAGCAACUCAAUCAGCUUUUGACGGACUGGGCAGAUCCUGCCAUACAGAAUGCUGCGGCUUCUCUGCUUGGCUAUCUUCAUCUGGUCUCCUCCUCCUCGUCGGAAAGUAGCACAGGCACUCCGUCAUCCUACUCCUAUCUGUCCGAGACCAGCCUUCUACGCACUUGCAUCGACCAUCUAAUCCUGGCCAGCAAGAUGGGGCCAGAGCUCAUACCUGCAAGGAGGCUGGAGACACUGCUCACAGCACUAGCUGGUCGACAGGGUUCCAUGCUACCAUUACCUCCUGUCAAUUGGACAGCUGUACUGUCACCCAUCCUGAGACUUCCCUAUGGAGAGAAGGUGCAUGGCUUGUGCAUGGAGCUAGCCCUGUCCCAAUGUCAGCGUCCAUCCACUUCUCUGCUGUGUGUGACGGCCUGGCUGUCUCCUUCCAUCUUCUCAACACUCAAGGAGUCUUGUAAGACCAUCUUGUAUGGGGCCUUGCCUGCCUUGAUCAGAGCUGUGCCGGCUAACAAACUCAAGCCGUUUGUAGAGACAAACCUCAUGGAGCCAUUUCGCGUGGUAGGGGUUCACAUGCUUGACCAAUGUGAAGUCAUCGUGGACAGUCUGCUGGCCGCGCUAAGGAUACCAGACCCAGCACAUGGGAUUGUCAUCAUACUCCAUAAGGCAGUCAAGGACAUCUAUAGUCUGAUACCAGCAACUUUGCUGAAAGCUCAUAGUAGAGUCUUGGCCAAGUUGGCUCAAUGCCUGUGUCAUCUUCCUGGGGAGGACAUUGACACUGUCACUUCACCCCUGGCACAGAAUGGUCUGCUCAAAUCAACUUUUAUUCGAUCUUACAUUGUAUGUCAAGGCAAGCAGUCCCUUAUGUGGCUCAACCCCUGUGUUGACGUGGCCAUGAAUGUCGCAGACAGUUCACAGCGUAGCAGCCUGGUGGGGAUGCUGCUGGUAGCCCUGGCUCAAUGCGAUGCCAUCCCUAGUCAGCACACCGCACCCAUGCACAGGGUGCACUGGUUGCUGGAACUCAUGGGCCACACCCGAAAUGUCGCACAUGCCAAGACCCAGUUGGCUCCUAACAGACCAAUAUACAAGGCAGUUCAGAUCUUGCUGGAUGUCUUUGCCACGGCAGUCGUCGCCUGGUCGUCUAAAGACUUACACUUAAUCCUUGCCAUUGCUCCGAGCUGGCUGACUGCACAGCAUGGGGAGCAGGGAUCAAGGAAGGCAAGUACCAGUCGUGCCAGGUUUCGUCCGACGGAACAUUAUGCCAGUGAAGAUGUGUCAGAACUGUUGCCCUAUGGCUUACCACUGCUACUGAAGAGAGAGCCGUGGUCACAGAUAACAGAAAAGGUUUUGAAUUGGUUGCUGGACAUGUAUGAAGUUGAACAUGACACACAGCCAUCCAUCACAAAACUUCACUUGAAAGCAACUAUUUUGACCUUACGCCACACUCCAGCCUUCAAGAAACCAGCCAGUUGGACCAGGGUACACAUUCCUUAGUGCCCCAUCCUGAGCUUUCUAAAGAGAUGUCUUGUCCCCAUGUGGAACCAGAGGUGUUUAACAAUGACAGCAGCCAUGACUUUUAGAAAAACCCUGUUCUCUAAAGUUUAACGUUCAUGCUGUUUAUUGUCAACAAGUGUCAAACAUGUCAACACACCGGUAGCACCAACAAAAGCGUCAACAACUUGAAAAUACCCUUGACAAUUUUUGAAAAGGUUUUAUCAUAUUUUACAGACUCUAACAUCUGCCACUGUGUAAGAGAAACAGCAAAUUUGCUUGCAGAUUCUUGCAGGAAAAGAAACAGUUUUUGUGAUGUAUUGAGGUCGCCAUCUUUCUUUUCUCUGCCAUCCCCACAAAAAUGAUAGCAGCCGGUUGGGCUACUCGAGCAGGCCCCACCAGGCCCAACUUUGUCGCUCAAAUUGCCACACUCAACUAUCAUUUUAGAUAAAUGUAACACAUCGAAUAUGAUCUUUACGUGCAAAAAUUUGGUUGAGUAACUUUUUGACACUUUUUUGACGCUUGUUGAUGCUAAAUAGCAUGACCUCUCUUUAAUGCAUGCUUAAAAUGCCCGUAGACUACAUACACAGUUUUUCAUGUGUCUGAGAAGCCAGGCCAAAUGUGUCAAAAAUUGGAAUACAACAUUAAUUUUAUUUUUUAAAAUAGGGGCUUUUGCUAAGCAGAAGCUUAAUGGGUUCCGAGUCACAGUGCUGACUACACCAGAAAUGUUGUGCUCAAUACAUGUACAUGUACGUUUAACACUCGUGCAUGCAUGAAAUUAACCACUACCCCCUCUGAGAAGAGCCUGUUUACGCCACUCGUAACGUGGACUUUGUUGAAAGCAAAAUGCUUUAUUUAUAACAUGGAACGAGGGGAAAACAAAAAUUGAUGGAAAAAAACAAUACCACGUGAAAAGUGCAUAGCACUACAUGUUAAGGGUAACAAAGUUACUAAAGUCAACACAAUGCAUAAAAACUGAACAUCCAAAUAAAAUGGUUCAGAGUUUCUGCAGGAAUUUUUGGUGGAUUUUUCUUGAAUAGUACCCCCCCCACAAGAAUAGGGUUUUAGGAUGACAGAGUGGCCAGUUUGAAAAAUACUCUUUUGGCAAGGCUAAAAGUAAGGAAUUGCUAAACUUCGCAAAAAUGAGAUGGAAAUAAUACCAAUACUGAGGGAACAUACGUGGAAGCAACAUUUGAAAAAUAAUUUGGUGUGAAUGCCAACCAUCAGUAAGCUGGACAGGUGUUCUCCUGACAUGUCUUAUGAAGUACAAUUGGAGAUCACAGUGGGUUGAUAUUCAGGGU
Acanthaster planci (crown-of-thorns starfish) is the source of this 6930-nucleotide messenger RNA. It is a transcript of the gene focad, whose product is annotated as focadhesin. Gene Ontology annotation, biological process: regulation of post-transcriptional gene silencing. NCBI's taxonomy places the organism in Eukaryota, Metazoa, Echinodermata, Asteroidea, Valvatida, Acanthasteridae. The record is from RefSeq and is a predicted model, not a curated record.